AACGAACUGAAUCAGAAAAGUACGAGAUGUACCUGAACAUAGCACGCAUGUGUGUGCUCGCUUCUCUGUGAACGCUUGUACUUGCUCUUUGGUAUCACCUACAUUGACAUCAGUGCGUCACAAAACAUCACAGCAAGAUGGCUGAGACAGACGUUGACAAUGAACUUCUCGACUAUGAGGAAGAUGAGGAGCCUCAGGGAGCCCCCGAGAGUGGGACCUCUGCAAACAAAAAAGAGGUGAAGGGGUCUUAUGUAUCCAUCCACAGCUCGGGCUUCAGGGAUUUUCUUCUCAAACCUGAGCUGCUCCGUGCCAUUGUAGACUGUGGUUUUGAGCAUCCUUCAGAAGUCCAGCAUGAGUGUAUUCCUCAAGCUAUCCUGGGCAUGGACAUCCUGUGUCAGGCCAAGUCUGGUAUGGGAAAGACAGCAGUAUUCGUACUGGCCACCCUGCAGCAGAUAGAACCUGUGGAUGGUCAGGUGUCUGUGCUUGUAAUGUGCCACACAAGGGAGUUGGCCUUCCAGAUCAGCAAGGAAUAUGAGCGUUUCUCCAAGUACAUGCCUACUGUGAAGGUGUCAGUUUUCUUCGGCGGCAUGGCCAUUAAAAAGGACGAGGAAGUCCUGAAGAAGAACUGCCCUCACAUCGUUGUAGGGACUCCAGGACGAACCCUGGCCCUCAUCCGCAACAAGAGCCUCAGCGUAAAGAACAUCAAACACUUUGUGCUUGAUGAGUGUGAUAAGAUGCUGGAGCAGCUGGACAUGAGGGUCGACGUCCAGGAUAUAUUCAGGGCAACACCACAUGACAAGCAGGUGAUGAUGUUCAGCGCAACAUUAAGCAAGGACAUCCGCCCUGUGUGCAGGAAGUUCAUGCAAGAUCCAAUGGAAGUGUUUGUGGAUGAUGAGACCAAGCUGACUCUCCAUGGCCUUCAACAAUAUUACUGCAAAUUGAAGGACAACGAAAAGAACCGAAAGCUCUUUGACCUGCUUGAUGUACUAGAGUUCAACCAGGUGGUGAUCUUUGUGAAGUCUGUGCAGCGCUGUAUGGCUCUGUCCCAGCUGCUGGUUGAGCAAAACUUUCCUGCCAUAGCAAUUCACAGAGGAAUGGCACAGGAGGAGCGGUUAUCACGCUAUCAGCAGUUCAAAGACUUUCAGCGCCGGAUCCUGGUUGCAACAAACCUGUUUGGCCGAGGCAUGGACAUCGAGCGAGUCAACAUCGUCUUCAACUACGACAUGCCAGAGGAUUCUGACACGUACCUUCACAGAGUGGCCCGUGCUGGCAGGUUUGGGACCAAAGGCCUUGCCGUUACUUUUGUGUCAGACGAGACGGAUGCCAAGACCCUAAAUGAAGUCCAAGACCGCUUUGAGGUCAAUGUAGCAGAGCUACCAGAUGAGAUUGACAUCUCCUCCUACAUUGAACAGUCCAGAUGAGUCCGAGGUGCGUCGUCAGUGAGGAUUGUGUGUGACCCUCAGUGUUGCUGUAUCUCAGUGGAAGAAAAACCUCAACAUUUAUUUUAAAGUCUCUGACCUGCAUCCGUUAAUGUUGACAUUUUCAAAAUGAUAAAACUUUGUUUUGUUUCUUGCUUUUUAAAAUUACGCAUUUGCAGGCUGUUUGUUUUAGUGCUCCUCCUUGUUAUAACUAUGGAUGUAUCGUUUUGAUUGAAGAAAUAAACUUUUUAUACUGAAUUAAA
Cheilinus undulatus (humphead wrasse) is the source of this 1681-nucleotide messenger RNA. RefSeq names its product ATP-dependent RNA helicase DDX39A. The record is from RefSeq and is a predicted model, not a curated record. Lineage: Eukaryota; Metazoa; Chordata; Actinopteri; Labriformes; Labridae. Gene Ontology annotation, biological process: mRNA export from nucleus; mRNA splicing, via spliceosome. The coding region runs from base 138 to 1421 and encodes 427 amino acids. The transcript has 10 exons. Gene Ontology annotation, molecular function: ATP binding; RNA binding; RNA helicase activity.